UGGCGAAAAAGAACUGUGAAACAUCAAGCAGCAGCGAUACUUCGGCAAAACAGCCAACAAUAACAUCAUUGUUCGCCAGUGUGACGCCUUAUGAAAGAACUAGCCGAAGACACAAGGAGAUUACCACUGCCCGACUUACAUAUCGAAGGACAUGGUGUCUGUAAACACCGUGACCAAAGACGCAUUUAAACGUUUGCUACGCACAAUGGAUAAGAGGUAUGUUCUGCCCUCCCGCACAUACUUCAAUCAAGUUGCCAUCCCACAGCUCUACGCAGAAUGUAAUGCCAAAGUUGUAAAUGAGCUGGAAAACACGGAGUUUUAUGCGUCAACUACUGAUCUGUGGUCAAGCAGAACGACCGAGCCCUACAUGAGUUUGACCGUGCAUUUCGUCAACGCCAACUUCGAGUUGUGUAGCCUAGGGCUGAACGAUCUAUCGUUUUGGACCGAAAAUCGCGAUCUCAGACAACACGAUUUUGGGAUCGUCAAAGCUGCGGUUUUUGCUUGGUGCAUAUUAAUAAUUAUGCAGUCCUCGUGCUGCGUUCUCUAGCUUGCAGAACUAGAUAGCUAGCUUACAAUUUGUCGUCUAAUAAAUAAAGUUGAUGAACUCAAGCGAGGCAAGAAGUGUUGGUUUUUCUUCCGUUUACUUUGUUCACCAAGCAAGUAUUUAUACAGGACAUUCGUUUUUGUAAAACUGAAAACAAACAGAAACAAAGGAUACAUAAAUUUCACGAAGAUAAUAGCAUGAUACCACGAGAGCUAGCAUAGCUAAGUGACAUUAUCAUAGAGCAUGUAGAAACUAAUAUUCAUCGUAUAUUCCUAAUUAUUUACAUGGCAUUGAAUGUACUAACAAAUGAUAGACACUUACAGACUAAUAAUGUCCAAAGCUCACGCGUGAAAAGGUAGCUCUUCGAGGAGGAAUUUCGGCAGUGGCUGAAUCCGUGUGCUCUUCUAACUGAGGUCAACUCGUCAAUGAAAAAGAAACUAAACCUGCGUGACUUUGUAAAUAAUACUGUCCACUAGGUGGCAGUAUUUCCCCACAUAUAAAACCCAAAGCUACCAAAAGCUUAUGGAGGGCAGAACAAUAAUAAUAAUUUCGUCAAUAAUUUCACAUGAAUGCCCAAGGCUCUGUGUCAGCUACUGAUCAGAAAGCUGCAGGCUGCGCGUGACCAGAUCACGUGUUCGCCACCCAAGUCAGUGUGUAGCUCGUCAUUCAAUUUCAAGCAUGGCUGAAGCAGGAGCAGAAGCGGAGCCGACGAAAUUAAUAGCAAAGAAAAACAGCACGUCGGUCAUUUGGCAGUAUUUUGGAUUUGAGGCCAGUGAUGAACACCAGAAACAGGUGUUGUGCCAAACAUGUCGUGUAAAAGUGGCUACAUCGGGUGGCAAUACCACCAAUUUACAUCGCCACUUGAGAAUUCACCACCUGAACUUGUAUGAUGAGUGCAUGGCGAAAAAGAACUGUGAAACAUCAAGCAGCAGCGAUACUUCGGCAAAACAGCCAACAAUAACAUCAUUGUUCGCCAGUGUGACGCCUUAUGAAAGAACUAGCCGAAGACACAAGGAGAUUACCACUGCCCGACUUACAUAUCGAAGGACAUGGUGUCUGUAAACACCGUGACCAAAGACGCAUUUAAACGUUUGCUACGCACAAUGGAUAAGAGGUAUGUUCUGCCCUCCCGCACAUACUUCAAUCAAGUUGCCAUCCCACAGCUCUACGCAGAAUGUAAUGCCAAAGUUGUAAAUGAGCUGGAAAACACGGAGUUUUAUGCGUCAACUACUGAUCUGUGGUCAAGCAGAACGACCGAGCCCUACAUGAGUUUGACCGUGCAUUUCGUCAACGCCAACUUCGAGUUGUGUAGCCGCUGCCUGCAGACAGCAUACUUCCCCACUGACCAUACCGGGGAGAAUAUUGCCAUGGGGCUGAAGGAGUGCUUGGCCAACUGGGGUCUAAAAGAAGAGGCCCAGACGUGCAUAACAACAGACAACGCUUCAAAUAUGGUCAAAGCAAUGGGACUUAACCAAUGGACCAGACUGCAGUGCUUUGGACACAGGCUGCAUCUUGCAAUUGGUAAGUACAAGAAUGUGUGUUUGUGCGAGUGUGUAUGUUUACAAGGUUACUACAAGUGUGAGAGUUCGUAUUAUCUGGGGACGAAGCGCCGGGAAGUUUGUUGUCAAGCUGUCGUUAGCUGACCAACUGUUAGCGCAAUGCUACUUUAACAUACUGUUUAUCCUAGGGAGAAAAAUGAACCCUUUCAUCGAAAAUGCUGUCAAAGAUGAGCAAAGAAUCAAACGGGCCACAGGACUUUGCAAGCAGCUGGUUGCGGUCUUCACUCACAGCUGGAAGAAGAAGGCGGCACUAAAACAGGCACAGCAAGACUUGAACCUACCUCAACAGUCACUGGUCACUGAAUGUCCGACACGAUGGGGCUCCGGGCAGAAAAUGAUUGGGAGGGUGUUGGAGCAGAGCAAGGCACUGUGCCAGGUUCUGUCUGAAGACAGGAAGACGCGGCACCUGGUCCCCACUUGGCAAGACACAGAUGUCCUUGAAUCUGUAAACAAUGCCCUCGGUCCUCCUCAGGAGUUCAAAGACGCCCUCUCAGGUGAGGACUACGUAAGCGUGUCAUACCUGAAGCCAGUGCUCCAUCUCCUCAGAACAGCAACGCUUGCUGAAACUGACCAGGACACGAAUCUCACCAAGGAGAUCAAAUCAAGAGCUCUCCACUACAUUGAAGAGAAAUACAGCGACCCAGUGACACAGGAGCUCUUGGACAUCACAUCCUUCCUUGAUCCAAGAUUCAAGAAGAGCUACAUAAGUGAAGAGAAUGUCCCAUACAUCAAAGACAGAGUGAAGAUGGAAAUGGAACAGGUGGCACAAAAGUUGUGUGUCACAACCCAUCCCAUGCCCCUGAGUGCAGAAGAAGAACCACCAUCCACCUCUACAAAGCGAAAGCGGUCACUGGGCAGCUUUUUCAAGACCAAGGCGGUCCCUGCUUCCUCUACUGUGCAGUUGGAGGAUACCAUUAAAGCAGAACUGGACAACUACCUCAUAACUCCUACCAUUGAUGGAGAGCAAGAUCCACUGGCCUGGUGGAGAGUGCACAAUGUCAACUUCCCAUGGCUUAGCAAGUUGGCUCGUAAGUACCUUUGCAUACCAGCAACGAGUGCACCAUCAGAGAGACUGUUCAGUGCCAGUGGCAAUAUUGUCACAUGUCAGCGUGCAAGUCUGAAGCCAGCAAAGGUUGACAUGUUGGUUUUCUUGGCCAAAAAUCUGGGGAAGGGGAAGAUUUAUUGAUUUUUGUUGUUGUUCUUCUGCACCUUACCCUGACAUGUCUUUGUUCCAUUAAAAAAGGUGUUCACUCUUUUUUACUUAUCUUUUGUUUACCGACUAGAUGUUAAAUAAUUUAACCAGUUGGACAUCUUUUGUUGAUGAGGAAACUGUAGGGUCAUUUAAACUUUUUAAAUUAUUAUUAUUAUUAUUUAUUUUUACUACCUUUACAUUUCACUUCCUCUUGCCACUUUAUUUGAAGAAGAAGCACAGGUUUCUGAAUACACGGGUUGAAUAUCUGUAACUGCUGCUGAUGUUGAGGUUCAUAAGCUAGCUCCUUUGAGCCAUUUUGCACUACUUUUAAGGUAAGACUUCUUUUUUUUGCUCCACUUUGUUGUUACACUGAAACUUGUUUCAAUAAAAAAAAUCGUGGUUGAAAUCGAAAUCGCAAUCUCUGCCAGAAAAAUCGCAAUUUCAAUUUUUUCUUAAAAUCGUUCAG
Eleginops maclovinus (Patagonian blennie) is the source of this 3761-nucleotide messenger RNA. Its product is annotated as E3 SUMO-protein ligase ZBED1-like. The transcript has 3 exons. NCBI's taxonomy places the organism in Eukaryota, Metazoa, Chordata, Actinopteri, Perciformes, Eleginopidae. Gene Ontology annotation, molecular function: protein dimerization activity. Bases 2078 to 3289 code for a protein of 403 amino acids. The record is from RefSeq and is a predicted model, not a curated record.